GCAAUGGAAGACCUAAUUGGCAAGAAACUCCUUCUUCAGAGAUCAUGAAACAAACUAUCCUUCCAAAUGGUUUAGUGGGAUUCAGGUUCGUUCGUUCAACGCUUUCGGGCAAAGUUUCUUCUACAAUAAGGGAGAUGCGUAACCAUUCCUCCUAG
This is a messenger RNA of Dentiscutata erythropus, 155 nucleotides long. NCBI's taxonomy places the organism in Eukaryota, Fungi, Glomeromycota, Glomeromycetes, Diversisporales, Gigasporaceae. The record is from the annotation of a GenBank genome assembly.